AUGGCGCCUGUUCUUACUUCAUCCAAAUUUACGUAUCUCAACUUGAUGAGUAUACUAAAGAAGACCCAGCCCGAUUAUAUGGCUGAACGAGACCCAUGGUUCAAAUGGCACGGAUCCGUCAUCCCAAAGACACUCCCCUUCGUCGUGGCCUUCACAAUCGAAGCAGCGAUCGUAGCUGUAGUCCAAGAAACAGUUUGGUCAAACCUCGAACUCCCAAGUGCAUUCAUACCUGUCGUGUCGUUUGUAGUCGGUUUGCUACUCGUGUUUCGCACAAACUCGGCGUAUGAUCGGUACUAUGAGGGAAGGAGAUUAUGGUCUACUUUGACAUCGACUGUGAGAAGUGCUGCCAGAACCAUUUGGAUCUUGGCGCCUGAAGAUACGGUGGAGAAUAAAGUGGAGAAGAGGGCUGCUAUGAAGUUGUUGAUUGCGUAUGCUUAUGCUACCAAGAGACACCUACGAGGGGAGCACGGCAGCCACUGGGAAGACAUCCGACCACAUCUGGUCAGCAUCCCACAACUCCUAGUCGAAAGCAAAGAAGACGCACUCAAACUACCAAACGGAACAAUAAUCGAUAUGGCUGGAUCUCGCGCACCGUCAUUCGCACUAGACGUAGGCGUAAACUCAGGUGUGCUGUCUCCCUCACGUCCUCUCACCAUGCACAAUUACUUGGAUGAACAAGAUGCCGAAAAGGCAAAUAUGGUGUCGAGAAUGGCUCGUAGAAUGAGUACUAAACGACGACCAGCACCAACUCCAUCCACUCUUGUCCAUCGUCAUGACUAUUCGUGUGGAUGUGUGAAUCUGCCGUUGGAAAUUGCUAAUAUGUUGACUGCGUUCGUGUUUGAGAAGAGGAAGAAUGAUCAGUUGCACUUCAUGACUCGAGAUGCUCUCUUCAAAAUGAUAUCCUCGUUGGUUGAAACCAAUGCUUCAUUCGAGAGAAUCAUCACCACACCUAUACCGCUCGCUUACAACUUGCAUCUGAAGCAUACACUGCUCGUGUACUGCUUUACACUGCCAUUCCAGCUGUUAUCACUGGGUUGGGCAAUGAUACCUGCAGUGGGAUUGGCCGUUGCCAUUCUUUGGGGUAUUGAACAUAUUGGAGCUGAAAUUGAGAAUCCAUUCAAUUACGAUGCAAACGACUUACCACUUGAAGCUUAUUGUGAUCUUGUACAUGCUGAUGUCGAAUUCAUGUUAGUUCGACCACCACCACAAGCCAAAGACUGGAUGGCAGUCGCAGAUUCAAUAUUGCUACCACACUCUCAUGGCGGGCCAAAUGGCUUUUCUUCUCAGAAUCUCUCUGCAGUGACUAUCAGCAUCGUGCCUGAAGCCGAUCCACAAGAGACUGAUAAUUUUAUCAGAAAAGACCGAUAA
Synchytrium microbalum is the source of this 1368-nucleotide messenger RNA. RefSeq lists its product as uncharacterized. Gene Ontology annotation, molecular function: chloride channel activity. Bases 1 to 1368 code for a protein of 455 amino acids. NCBI's taxonomy places the organism in Eukaryota, Fungi, Chytridiomycota, Chytridiomycetes, Synchytriales, Synchytriaceae. The record is from RefSeq and is a predicted model, not a curated record. The transcript is spliced from 12 exons.